UCCAACAAAAUUCCAUGCUUGUUCCUCCAAAUAAUUCCAUAAUUCACUUAAUAUUUCAAGAUGCUCAUGAUGUAUUACUACAUGGUGGUCCGCAACUAAUGUUGGCGCAUGUAAGGCAACGUUUUUGGCCCAUAAAUGGCCGAAAUGUCGCACGCAAGGUUGCGUCCAAGUGCGUAAGAUGUUUUCGAUUAAAGCCUACAGUUUUUCAACCUAUAAUGGGGAACCUACCCAAGCAAAGAAUUGAACCUAGUCGCCCUUUUUCGGUCUGCGGAGUCGACUUCGCGGGACCGUUAAUGAUAAAAACAAGUUUGAGGCGAAAUUCGGCUCUCAGCAAGGGGUAUAUCUGUGUGUUUAUCUGCUUCACAACAAAGGCAGUGCACAUCGAACUGGUUGGAGAUUUAACAAGUGCAUCGUUUAUAAAUGCAUUAAGAAGAUUUUCUGACCGAAGAGGAAAAUGCACAGAUAUUUAUUCGGAUAACGCAAAAAAUUUCGUUGGAGCAAAUCGUCAACUUCAAGAGUUGAGCAACUUGAUUCACAGCGAAGAACAUCAAUCAAAAUUGCAGAAUGUAUUAUCUGAAUCCGGUAUCCGUUGGCACUUUAUACCACCUCGCUCCCCUCAUUUUGGAGGAUUAUGGGAGUCAGCAAUAAAAUCUAUUAAACAUCAUUUAUUUCGCGCUUUAGGCAACGCAAACUUUACAUACGAAGAGUUGAAUACGACAUUAAUACGAGUGGAGGCAUGUUUGAAUUCACGACCUUUGGUUCCUUUAUCUUCUGAUCCUUCUGACCUCGCUCCUUUAACCCCUGCUCAUUUCCUUAUUGGCGACUCGUUAAGUGCUUUACCAGAAAUUGAAGUGUCAUUAAUACCAACCAAUCGAUUAACUAGAUGGCGCAGAGUCAUGCAGGUUUCCCAGCAAAUCUGGUCCCGUUGGAACCGUGAAUAUUUAACCCAACUUCAGGAACGAAAACGGUGGUCUAUCGAAAAGGGUCCAAGGAUAAAAAUAGGCUCAAUUGUUCUUGUGAAGGAUGACAACGCUCCGCCUCUUCAGUGGAAGUUGGGUCUUGUUCAAGCUCUUCAUGUGAAUGCAGAUGGUGACGGUGUUCCAAGAGUCGCCACCGUGAAGACUCCUAGUGGUAUAUAUCGUCGCGCUAUUCGGUAUUUAUGCCCACUUCCUUUCGAAGGUAAUUGUGUCUCAAAUGAUCAAAAAUAAAUAUGUAAAGGUACACUUGUUACAAUUAAGUUUA
Molecule: messenger RNA, 1242 nt
Organism: Sipha flava (yellow sugarcane aphid)
Lineage: Eukaryota; Metazoa; Arthropoda; Insecta; Hemiptera; Aphididae
Exons: 1
Coding region: 15-1208 (397 amino acids)
Biological process (GO): DNA integration
Molecular function (GO): nucleic acid binding
Source: RefSeq, a predicted model, not a curated record